AUGGCUCUCCUCGACGCUGCCGCGCCGCCGGCGGGGGGCCCGACACUUUUCGGCAUGGGCAUGAAGCAACUUUCCCUCAUUACGCUCACUUUUCAAAAUUCGGCAUUGAUUCUGAUCAUGCACUACUCUCGCAUCAUGCCUCCCGUGGGCGACCACCGAUACUUCACAUCCACCGCAGUCUUCCUCAAUGAAGUGAUCAAGCUAUCCAUUUGCUUGACCUGCUCCAUUGCAGAGGUUUCGCGCACAUUAGCACCGUCCACGCCGGCUACCGUUAUCUUUGAGCAGAUCUUCAACUCCGUGUUCUCGGGCGAUGGGUGGAAGCUCGCGAUUCCAGCGACACUAUACACGCUGCAAAAUACGUUGCAAUACGUCGCUGUUGGAAACUUGGAUGCAGUUCACUUCCAAGUGCUGUACCAGCUCAAGAUUCUCACGACCGCCGUCUUUUCCGUUACGAUGCUUCGCCGCGCCCUCGGCAUGAAGCGCUGGAUCUCUUUGAUCAUCUUGACGUUGGGUGUAUCGAUUGUCUCUCUCCCCCAGCCUGGGUCCGCGAGCCAUGCCGAGUCGACUUCGGCCAGCAUCCUCCUACACGACACCACAGACCAUUUCUUUCCUCGCUCCGUGCACGAGCUUGGUCAAGCUGCCGAGGGCGCGGCCGAGGUGGCCCGUGAGCUUACCAAGCGCGCCGCGGACGGUCUCGCGGGCGUCGGCGGAGAAAUCGUGAAGCGGUCGGCCUCGUACCAGGGUAUCCAAGAGGACCAAGACCCGUCGCCGCUCAUGAACUAUUCGAUUGGACUGACCGCUGUGCUCGUCGCGGCCGUCGCCUCGGGUCUUGCCGGAGUUUACUUUGAGAAGAUGCUCAAGGAAUCGGGAACUCAUGCCUCUGUGUGGACGCGCAACAUUCAGCUCUCGUUUUACUCGCUGUUCCCUGCUAUGGCCGGUGUCAUCUUGAUCGACGCGGAGGACAUUGCCAAGCACGGUUUCUUUGAAGGCUACAACUGGGUCGUAUGGACCGCAAUCGUAUUCCAGGCUGUCGGUGGCGUGCUUGCGUCGCUGUGCAUUAACUAUGCGGACAAUAUUGCAAAGAACUUUGCCGCGAGUAUCAGCAUCGUUAUCAGCUUUCUGUUCAGCGUUUGGUUCUUCAACUUUGAAGUCAACUUCACCUUCAUUGCCGGCACUGCGCUGGUUCUUGUAGCGACAUAUAUCUACAGCAUUCCCGAUCGCAAGGGCCGCCCGCCACCGAUUACGAUUGCCAGCUACGAGAAGGCAAUGGUUGACCCGGCCUACACGCCAGCCGUCACCGACGAAACCAAGCUUAACCUUGACCCGCUCGAUGCGGUCCGCAGUAUGGGACUUUCGACGUCUAGGCCAUCGUCGCCUAUGCUGCAUCACCACCGAGCGCCAUCAGCUAGGGGCAAGAACCGCGACGACUAA
Messenger RNA from Colletotrichum phormii, 1431 nucleotides. RefSeq names its product nucleotide-sugar transporter. The record is from RefSeq and is a predicted model, not a curated record. The transcript has 5 exons. The coding region runs from base 1 to 1431 and encodes 476 amino acids. Gene Ontology annotation, biological process: pyrimidine nucleotide-sugar transmembrane transport. Gene Ontology annotation, cellular component: Golgi membrane. NCBI's taxonomy places the organism in Eukaryota, Fungi, Ascomycota, Sordariomycetes, Glomerellales, Glomerellaceae. Gene Ontology annotation, molecular function: UDP-galactose transmembrane transporter activity.